AUGCGGCUCGUGUCCUCAACGGCGCCAUGCUCCGUGUCCAGCUACGGCCCGUACUGGCGCAACUCUCCGCCGCGUCGCCACCAUCCAGCUCCUCUCGCGCACCGCGUCGCGUGCAUGACGCCCGCCAUCUCCGCGGAGGUGCGCGCCAUGGUGCGGAGUAUGGACCACGCCACCGCGGGCCGCCCCCGGCGGCGCCGCGCGCAUCCAGCUGAAGCGGAGGCUGUUCGAGCUCUCCCUCAGCGUCCUCAUGGAGACCAUCGCGCAGACCAAGACGCCCGCACCGAGGCCAACGCCGACACGGACAUGUCGCCCGAGGCGCAGGAGUUCAAGCAGAUUAUCGACGAGCUCGUGCCGUACAUGGGCACGGCCAACCGGUGGGACUACCUGCCGGUGUUGCGUUGGUUCGACGUGUUCGGCGUGAGGAACAAGAUCCUCGACGCUGUGUGA
Miscanthus lutarioriparius is the source of this 447-nucleotide messenger RNA. Lineage: Eukaryota; Viridiplantae; Streptophyta; Magnoliopsida; Poales; Poaceae. The record is from the annotation of a GenBank genome assembly.